Alosa alosa (allis shad) is the source of this 1329-nucleotide messenger RNA. RefSeq names its product 5-hydroxytryptamine receptor 3A-like. Gene Ontology annotation, molecular function: neurotransmitter receptor activity; extracellular ligand-gated monoatomic ion channel activity; transmembrane signaling receptor activity. The record is from RefSeq and is a predicted model, not a curated record. The transcript has 9 exons. Lineage: Eukaryota; Metazoa; Chordata; Actinopteri; Clupeiformes; Clupeidae. The coding region runs from base 1 to 1329 and encodes 442 amino acids. Gene Ontology annotation, cellular component: neuron projection; membrane; synapse. Gene Ontology annotation, biological process: chemical synaptic transmission; regulation of membrane potential; signal transduction.
AUGAGUGCUGGUCAGAUUCUCUCAAACUGCUCUCAAACACUGCACGGCUUCCUGGUCACUGUGGCAACCAACUGGCAGUGUGUAGUACAGUAUGUAAGCAGCUCAGUGAAAAAGAUGUUUGGAGUAUUGAGGAGCAUGUCUGCAGCAGGUUCUGUGUCAGAACGUGUGGAGUCACGGGACCUGGCGUCCGUGGUGCGGAAUCUGACCCGGUUCUCAUCUCCAUGGGUGCGGCCGGUCCGGUUCUGGGAGAGGCCGGUGAAGGUCAAUGUGGACAUGAGGGUUCUCGCGAUACUUAACGUGAAUGAGAAAGAGGAAGAGAUAAAGCUGCAUGUUAUCAUCAGUCAGGGGUGGAAGGAUGAACAUGUGUGGUGGAAUGCUUCUUCAUAUGGAGGAUUGGAACACAUCUCUCUACCCUCGACUCUGAUAUGGACCCCUGACAUCGCCGUCCGGGAGGCGAUCUCUGAGGAGAGGCAGCACACAGACGCCUUUGUGAGAGUGAACAGUAGUGGCUGGGUCAGCAGGGAGGAGGUUGUCAUGGUGACCCUGCGCUGUGAUCUGGCCAUGAUGCUCUUCCCCUUCGACACGCAACACUGCAACCUCACCCUCCACUCCCACCUACACACAGUUCAGGAACUGGAGCUGUGUUUGGAACAGUCCAGUGUGCUGAGCAGGACCCUCAUUCCCGUCAGCACUCACGGCGAAUGGGAUCUCACCUCCCACGCACGCGGCGUCACCCUCGGCCAAUCCCACGCCGGACGCCCACACUCCCAGCUCACCUUUCAGCUGGGUCUAAGUCGCCACUCCCUGUUCUACGUCUUGAACCUGCUGGUGCCCAGCGCCCUGGUCAUGCUGGUGGACCUGGCUGGCUUCUGCAUCCCUGUGGACAGUGCCGAGCGGCUUCCCUUCAAGGUGACCCUGUUGCUAGGAUACACCGUCUACCUGCUCCUCGCCACCGACCUGCUGCCCCCUUUCAGGGACAGCACGCCCAUGCUGGGUGUGUAUCUGGUGGUGUGCCUGGUGUUCCUGUCCGUGAGCUUGAGUGAGAGUGCGCUGCUGCUUGCUCUGGGUCAGCAUGACACUCACACCAGUGACCAGCCCAGUCCACUGUACAGAAUGGCCCUGAGGAUGAACUUACACCUGCCGCCACCAGAGGGCGCUCGUCAGCAACAUGAGUCAAGUAGCAGGCGUGUCAAGAGAGGUUUACAGCGCUCCUUCAGUGUCGGCGAGGCCUGUGGGCGGGACUGUGUGGUGCGUGCCCUGGGGGAGGAGCUCGAGGACGUGGGCCGAGGGAGGUCGCGGCGUCUGAGCGUCUUGGCGCAGCUGGCGUAG